AUGAGAAGAGAUGUGGCCCUCUGGUGCCGAACCUGCACCAGCUGUGCAUCCAAAGCUAGGCCUCAAAAGACACCUCAGGCUCCCAUGGGAACUGUCAGGGUGGGUGCCCCUGUGGAACACAUUGCCCUGGACAUCAUGGGACCCCUAAAUGAGACAGAGCGCAGAAACAGGUAUGUGCUCGUAAUACAGGACUAUUUCACAAAAUGGGUGGAGGCUUUCCCCCUACCUAACGAUCAAGCGGUGACAGUGGCUGAUGUGCUUGCCUCAGAGUGGGUGUGUCGCUUUGGAGCACCUCAAACAGUGCAUAGUGACCAAGUUCUAAACUUCGAGUCUGAAGUGUUCCAGAAAAUGUGCAUGCUGUUUGGUAUUGAGAAAACACACACCACACCUUUUCGACUGCAGUCAGACGGCCAAGUCAAAAGAUUUAACGCUACGCUGCAAAAGAUUCUGGCUACAACAGCUGAACGCUGUCAUUGGGACUGGGACCUUAUGAUCCCCUACGCUGUCAUGGCUUACAGAGCAACAAGGCACAGUGCCACUGGUUUCACCCCCAACUUCAUGAUGUUCGGCCGAGGGGUGAGCGAGCUGGUAGACCUAGUGACUGGCCUUCCCCCUGACCCUGAAACAGCUCCCUCUGCUCCUGAGUACGUCCAACAACUCUGUGAGCGGCUGGAGUUGGCCCAUCAGAUCACUAGAGAUGCACUUGUAGAGUCAGUGCAACGUGCAAAGAGACAAUAUGACAAGAACUGUUGCUGCACUCACUAUCAAGUUGGAGAUCCUGUGUGGUAUCUCAUUAAAGGAACAAGGAAAGUCAAGAACAAAGUCAGGAAGUUUCUUCCAUCAUAUGAAGGUCCAUUCUUCAUCCUAGGUCAGCUAGAUGACCUUGUUUAUUGUAUCCAGAAAGGCCCUAAGACCAAAGUAAAAGUGGUUCAUCAUGACCAGCUUAAGCUCUACCGCAGCCGUGACCCCUUGGACAACUCCUGGGCUCUGCAACACGCUCAAGCCUGGACACCUGUGGAGGUGUCCCCUCCAGCGUUGGACGAGAGUGCUGCCGACCAGGACCUAGGGCUCUCUGGACUGUUCUCCAACACCACCACAGAGGAAACUUCAGCUGACACUCCACCAGACCGAGCCGACGAGGAGGCCUCAGAACAUACUCCAUUUGAUCCAGCAGAGGAGGACAACCCUGACGACAUUCCACCAGUUCCAGCAGGGGGUGCCCCCGCUACACCUGACCCAGUUCUCUCCACCUCUCCUGACCUGGACUCUUCCUCUGCUGGGGACCUGCAGAAUAGUGGGGGUAGUGCAGCAGAGCUACCCCGUCGUGUUCAUCGCACCCCAAGGGCCAGACGUCAACGAAGACCCCCGGUUUGGUAUGGCUGGGAUAGUGAUAUCUUGGCUAUCCUGCUGCUGUUGCAUCUCCUGCCCCCUACAUCAAGAGGCCGCAAAAAAACAGCCAAGAUCAGCUCAGCACAGGCUGCCAACCGUCUUGUUAGAUUUGUUAAAGAAGGAGCCAGCCUCACUACAUUUCUGGACAAAGCUGAUGCAAGGCAGCCCUUUCUUCUCUGUAUUGUUUAUCACACUGAUGUUGGAAAGGCAAAAGAGAGCCAAAGAGUCAAGGAAUUAAGAGCGCGACUACUGCCAGAUAGUUGAAAUGCCUCC
Molecule: messenger RNA, 1662 nt
Organism: Cheilinus undulatus (humphead wrasse)
Lineage: Eukaryota; Metazoa; Chordata; Actinopteri; Labriformes; Labridae
Exons: 4
Coding region: 1-1653 (550 amino acids)
Biological process (GO): DNA integration
Molecular function (GO): nucleic acid binding
Source: RefSeq, a predicted model, not a curated record